Micromonas commoda is the source of this 579-nucleotide messenger RNA. RefSeq lists its product with no specific name. Gene Ontology annotation, cellular component: cytoplasm. The transcript has a single exon. NCBI's taxonomy places the organism in Eukaryota, Viridiplantae, Chlorophyta, Mamiellophyceae, Mamiellales, Mamiellaceae. Gene Ontology annotation, biological process: protein refolding. The record is from RefSeq and is a predicted model, not a curated record. The coding region runs from base 1 to 579 and encodes 192 amino acids.
AUGCCCGCGGUGGCGCGGUGGGUCGCCGUCCCCGCGCGGCCGCGGCGAUGCGUCCGCGCGGCGUCGGGCCAGGGCCGGGGCCGGGGCGGCGGCGGGUACCAGCAAAGGGCGGGCGGUGUGCUCCGCGACCCGUACGACACCCUCGGGGUCGCAACGGACGCGUCGCAGGCUGAGGUGAAGCUCGCCUUUCGAAAGCUGGUCCGGACCUAUCACCCGGACGUGAACCCGGACGAGAACGCGGCUGCGCGGUUCAGACGGAUCAACGCCGCGUAUGAGAUCGUCGGCGACGUCGAGCGACGCCGGAGGUUCGACCUGGGACAGGACUGGGAGGUGCGCCCCCGAACCUUCGUCCCGCGGGAAAAAAAACAAAUCACGAUCCUAGUAGUCUAUCCAUCUACUCCCCCGAACCCAACCUCUCCACUCACUCCGUCCCGACGUCGCAGGCCAUGGACGAGGGAUGGAUGCCCGAGGCGGAGACAAAGGCGCGAGCGCGGGCGACGGCGUACGACCCGAACGCGGCGCGAUCCCCAAAGGAGGCUCCGCCUCGGCGGACGCGAAAGCGAACCGACGUCGCGCUGA